Podospora anserina S mat+ is the source of this 1680-nucleotide messenger RNA. RefSeq lists its product as uncharacterized. The annotation marks the transcript as partial. The record is from RefSeq and is a predicted model, not a curated record. The transcript has 3 exons. NCBI's taxonomy places the organism in Eukaryota, Fungi, Ascomycota, Sordariomycetes, Sordariales, Podosporaceae. Gene Ontology annotation, molecular function: protein binding. Gene Ontology annotation, cellular component: nucleus.
CAUAAAAACUCUCUACCCAGCCGCCCAACUCCCCAUCUCACCAUCACCAUCUCAGUUCAGAUUCAAAUCACCCCUCCUCCUGCAAUGCCACCAACACCGCCCCCAGGAACAGCCUUCUCCUCCGGCCCUCAUGGCCGCUCCCUCGUCGCAACCCAGGACUUCACCCCUGGCUCCCUCAUCGCCACCUUUUCCUCCCCGACCCUCGCCCUCCCCGAUGGCCCCAGCAUGAGAACAACAUGCAACUACUGUCUCCGUGUUGGUUCCAAUGAGGGCUUCUCCCCCGUCUCACUCAAAGCCUGUACCGGCUGCAAGGCAGCUGUGUACUGCGGCCCCACGUGCCAGCGUGCCCACUGGAAGUCGAUCCACAAGGCCGAGUGUAAGAUGUUUGCGAGGGUAAGGGAGACUACGGGCAAAGAGUGGCAUGGCAUCCGCGACCCCUUUGACGGGUCCGACCCCCUCGAGAGCAACCUCGAAGGCUUCAAAGCAGACGAGCAAGUCUGGGGUGACUUUGAACUCCAAGCCAUGGCGGCGAUGACGUACUCGGGUGUUUUCAUGAACGAGGACGGGCUGAGAGUUGCGAUGAGGUUUCUGUGUCAGAUCCAAACCAAUGCGUUCAAUCGGCUCGAUGCGGACACGGGCAUGUCGGGGAUUUUUCUCGAUCCUGCGCUGGCGAGGGUGAAUCACUCUUGUGUGCCGAAUGCGUUUAUCGGGUUUGAUAAGAGGACGGCGACGCUGAGGGCGGAGAGACCGAUUAAGGAGGGGGAGGAGAUUACGAUUUCUUACAUUGCAAACGACAAGCCUAGGUCGAUACGCCGUGAAGGACUUAGACUCUACUACUUUGAGUGCGACUGCCCACGGUGUGUGGAUGAUCUUGAUGUAUACCAGGUUGCUCAGACAUCGCCGGUCAUUUCACUUAACUCGUUCAGCUUGCAGCCGGAUCUUACAAAGUUCCGAGAACCGGCUAUCGACAAAUCAAGUAUCUCGAUGAACCAAAUCGAGAUUAUUUACAAAGUGGUCUAUGACCAGACAAAAUCAGAGCAGGACACCUCGAUUGAAGCGGCACGGACUCGCUGGAAAUUGUGCAAGCCCUUGGUUGAAGCAAAGAUGUGGGCAGUCGAACCAUUACCAACCACAAUCCUCCUCCUCGCAACCAACUGGCAGACCAACUACAAAUGGGCCGUUUACGCCCUACCACUGGCUUGUUUCUUGGCAACCCAAUGCGAUCCCAUCAAGCUUGUUGCCCCAUUCAUGCCGUGGCGCAUCAAGGGCGUCAUGAUUAUUACGAAACUGCUGGCUUUCACGGGAGAACUGACGUCAAGCGGGGAACUGGCAAAAAGGUGUACUCACGAGGGCAUUGUUGGUGCUUUGGCGAUGGCGGAUCAAGUCACCAUGUGCCAAGCUCUCCUCCACAUCGUCAUCCAUCAGGGCUCUAUCGGCUCUGCUGAGGAUUGGGACGUAUUGAAGGAGGCCAAAACGAUGCUGAAGGAUCUUGAGAGUUUGCCCGGACGGGUAGACGAGUCGAAGAUGGUACAGGCGUGGGCUAGAGACCCUGAAGAUCCGCAAGCAAAAGCAUUUUUUGAGAGCGAGGUGCUCAAGCCCGUCAACACGUUGGCUUCCUUCGCGCCGGAGAUUUUGGAGGAUGUGCUUGUCCAAGGGCAAGGAUCAGUAGUUCGACGUUAG